This is a messenger RNA of Hypoxylon trugodes, 1904 nucleotides long. RefSeq names its product DUF1716-domain-containing protein. The record is from RefSeq and is a predicted model, not a curated record. Bases 108 to 1892 code for a protein of 594 amino acids. Gene Ontology annotation, cellular component: spliceosomal complex. The transcript is spliced from 3 exons. Lineage: Eukaryota; Fungi; Ascomycota; Sordariomycetes; Xylariales; Hypoxylaceae.
GAAAGUCAAUUAAAGAAGCUCCAGGGCUCUUUAACAUUUCUUAGAGCUUCGUUUGUAACUUCUUUCAACCUUCGCGACAACACAUUUCCAUAUACAUCCUUCGCACGAUGACUAGUAUAGAUGAACUCUUCAAGGCAUCCGGCGUUGGCAACAAGCGAAAGUUAGAACCUCUUCGAGAUCCUAAUGAGAUAUACAAAUCGGCACGCACCAAUUCUAAUGGCCACAGCAGUCGACACGCGCGCGUCGAAGACGAGGCUGCCGGCGAUAAUGACGAUGACGUAGAAGCAGGCCCUGCACCUCCACCGGACGACGAAAAUGGCGACUACGGCCCCGACCUCCCACCCGAUGACGAUGAAGAGGGGAGAUUCUACGGUGGUGGCAUAACAGCUCAGGAGAAUGAAGUACUAGAUUACGUAGACGAUCCCGAUCCUGGCGCGGACGCGGCACCCGACAAAUUCGAUAGCGCCUGGUUGCGCCGAAUUGCCCUUAACUUCGAGAAGCGCAUAAAUAAGAAUGCCGAGUUACGCGCCAAGUUUGAGGAUGAACCACAGAAAUUCAUCGCCAGCGAGGCUGAUCUCGACACCGACAUCAAAGCUUUGUCUAUCCUAUCCGAACACCCAGAAUUAUACCUAGAGUUUGCAAAGUUAGGGAGUGUCGCGAGCUUGGUGGGUCUACUAGCACACGAAAACACAGAUAUCGCGAUUGAUGCUGUCGAAAUUAUAAACGAAUUAACGGACGAAGAUGUGUCAGCCGACGACGACCAGUGGAAUGCCCUCGUUGACGCCCUGUUAGAAGCCGAUCUACUGGGCCUCCUCGUGUCGAAUUUUGAGAGGCUAGAUGAGACACAAGAGGUUGAUCGAAGCGGCGUUUACUACGCCCUAAGCGUAAUAGAGAACCUAUGCAGCGGGAGGACGACAACAGCGGAGCAAGUCGCAGAAAAUGAGAAGUUGCUGAAUUUGUUGCUACGGCGAAUACAAGCUAAGGAGACAACCGUAAGCCAGAAUAAACAAUACGCCGCUGAGAUCCUCGCGAUAUUGGUACAAACAUCACCCAAGAACCGAAGGAAACUGGCUAGCCUGAACGCCGCGGAUAUCAUGUUACAGCUAGUCGCGUCGUACCGAAAACGCGAUCCUGAAAAGGGAGGCGAGGAAGAAGAAUACAUGGAGAAUUUAUUCGAGGCUCUGACCUGCCUUGCGGACGAACCCGAAGGCAAGACUAAGUUCGUGGAGGCCGAAGGUGUCGAGCUAUGCCUAAUAAUGUUGAAGGAGGGCAAGAUGAGCAAGGGUGCGGCGUUACGACUCCUAGAUCACGCCGUGGGAGGCACAGCGGGGGCAGAGGUAUGCCAGAAAGUAGUGGAAGCUGGCGGGUUGAAGAACAUAUUCACAUUAUUCAUGAAAAAGAACAACGACAACCAAACUACAGAACACCUAAUCGGCAUUUUCGGGUCUAUGUUACGACAGUUACCAGCUGAUUCGGCGGAGCGAAUCCGGACACUGGCUAAGUUCGUCGAGAAGGACUACGAGAAGACGCAAAAGCUAGUCAAGCUAAGACGGGAGUACGCAACGCGUCUCAGUUCAGUGGAUGAAGCAAUACGCGCGGAGCAAAGUAGAAUGAACGCAGAAGAAAAAGAGGAAAUGGCGGAUGAGUGGUUCUCAAGGCGACUUGAUGCUGGCCUAUUCUGCCUUCAGACCUUGGACGUAGUGCUAGCCUGGCUAAUAGCGGAAGAUGAUGGAGCGAGGAAAACGAUACAGAAGUUACUCGCAGAUCGCGACGAGACGCUAAAGGUCAUUGGGGAUACGAUACAAGAGCAAAUUGAAGGAAUCGACGUCGAUGAUGCAGAGAGCAAGGAUACCAGAGAAAUGCUCACGACGCUAGUAGAGUUCGUACAAUGAUACAGACGGGAU